AUGUCUCUAUUCAUUUUCUCGUUUUUCAUUCUUUGGACCCUUGCGCUCGGGUUCUAUUCACCGGACAACCACGACGAUUGGCUGGUGUUGAAACCCGACUCGUUGCCUCCACCUGGAUCCCAUGCGUCACUUCCCUUCAAAUUCGGACUUAUUCCCAACCCUUACAAGUCUGUUGAGGAGUUCUAUUUGGUUCCCUCCACUGUCGGCGGAAUUGAGGCUGCUGGAGCUGUGGUUGACUCUCCAGAGCUCGGCGGCGGUGACACUUCUAUUACAGAGCAAAACACUCAAAAAGAUCUGCUGAACGACGAGGUUGCAGCUACGUCCGAAGAAGAUUCAGGAAAUAUCUUUGUUUCAUCAUAUGGCUUGCAUUCCCCUCAUGGCGGCCUGGUCCAAAAGCGCGAUAAGGUUGAGGCUAGUGACAAUGCUGCUGUGGAAGCUGUUGGAGCCUUGGUACCUGUUGCUUGUACCACAGAUACUGUUCUUCAAUUGUCUUUGAAGGACGGUAUCCUAAGACUGGAGGGCGAUCGUAUUGGGUCGAUUGUCAGCAAUCAUCAGUUCCAGUUCGACGGACCAACACCUCAACAUGGCGCCAUUUAUGCCGCCGGCUGGCUGGUGACUCCUAAUGGAGUUUUGAGUCUUGGCGGGUCAACUUUGUUUUAUCAAUGUACUUCAGGUGACUUCUACAAGUUGUACGAUGAACUGAUUGGAGCUCAAUGUUCUCCUGUGCAACUAGAUGUCAUUGAGCUUGUGGCCUGUUAG
Australozyma saopauloensis is the source of this 759-nucleotide messenger RNA. It is a transcript of the gene PIR32, whose product is annotated as Pir32p. Gene Ontology annotation, cellular component: fungal-type cell wall. Gene Ontology annotation, molecular function: structural constituent of cell wall. The transcript has a single exon. Lineage: Eukaryota; Fungi; Ascomycota; Pichiomycetes; Serinales; Metschnikowiaceae. Gene Ontology annotation, biological process: fungal-type cell wall organization. The record is from RefSeq and is a predicted model, not a curated record. The coding region runs from base 1 to 759 and encodes 252 amino acids.